AUGUGCGUUUAUUGCUGCGAAGAAUACAAAAACCCAUCUGAAUUUGGCCCUCACAUGGUCAAGGAGCAUCCCACCACUUCCCUCCAAGUGGCUUUCAUGCACUGUCUCUAUGAAGGGUAUAUAAAAGUGGAUUGCUCACAUCUCCGAUGUAAAAUUUGUGAUGAGCACUUUGAGAAAUUACCAGACAUCGCUAAGCAUCUGAACAAUGACCACGAUAAGAAGAUUAACUUUGAUACUCACCUCGGCGUCCAGCCGUUUCGAUUCCCCAACGAUAAGUUGCUCUGUGGGCUCUGUGAUAAGAAUUUUCCGUGCCUCCGUCAAUUGAGUAGACACAUGACAACACACUACCAGAAUUUCACGUGCGAAGAGUGCGGAAAGUCGUAUACGACGAACAGCGCUUUCCAGCAGCACAUAAAAUUCCCCCACGCGUCUUCCGGUAUACAGUACUGUAGGCAAUGCAAAAGCACAUUCGAUACAGUAGCUGAAAAACGGGAGCACGACGAAAAGAGUGUCAACUGCUGGAAAUAUCACUGUACGUUCUGCUCGCCUCCAAAACGCUUCUUGAGAUGGACAGAGAAAGAGAAGCAUUUGGUGACGGUUCACGGGAAAAAGGAACGCACGCAUGACUGCCCGGAGUGUCCGAAGACGUUCCUCACACGUGAAACUUAUAGGAACCAUUUUGCAACGACGCACGCGGAGGCGUGCUACGUUUGUUCCUAUUGUAGCAAGAGGUUCAGCAAGAAACGAUACUUGGAUGAGCACAUCGUGGUACACACGGGUGUGAAGCAGUUCGAAUGCGAUGUUUGCUUUAAGACGUUUCCAAGGAAAGCGAAUCUAUCGCAACACAUGUGGACUCACAGCGACAAUAAGAGAUUCGAGUGUAAAUUAUGUGAUAAGAAGUUUAAUCAGAAAAUAAGCUACCGGUCGCAUAUGAAAACACAACAUCCUGAUGUUCAAAUUUAA
This is a messenger RNA of Leptosia nina, 963 nucleotides long. NCBI's taxonomy places the organism in Eukaryota, Metazoa, Arthropoda, Insecta, Lepidoptera, Pieridae. The record is from the annotation of a GenBank genome assembly.